AUGGAUGUAUUUCUCUCACAACCAACAGCCCACUGUCAUGCUCCUCAACCUGAUCGUGUGCCUGCUAUUCAAUUAAAAAAUGAAAUUAAAGCUCGUGCCGUAACAACAGAUGAAUCAACCAGCUCCAUUAUUCAUUCUGCUUUGCGUACGUAUCCGUUGAGUGCUGCUGGUGAACUUCCAAAAGAUGAAGCACUUAUGCUAAUGAUUCGACGACAGCGUACUGUUGAAACAGUCGAUGCCGAUGGUUGUUUACCAGAAAAAUUAAGAAAGACGUAUCGCGAUGAAGACUUCAUCUUGCACGAAGACAAAAAUUUAAUUAUCUUUACAACAAGAAAAAAUUUAUCGAUUCUGAAGCAAAAUAAACAUUGGUUCGCUGAUGGAACAUUCAAAGUGUGUCCUGAUGAUUAUUAUCAAUUAUUCACGUUACACGCGAUGAUGACUAAUGCAAUUAUCCCUUUUGUCUAUGCAUUAUUAAUUGGUAAAAGUGCUCAAGAUUACAAUUCAUUCUUCGAAAAAGUAUUAGUACAAGACAAUUUUCAACCUGAAUCAAUUAUGACUGAUUUCGAAACUGGUACAAUCAAAUCCGUUAGAGAAAUGUUGCCAAACGUUUUACAUAAAGCGAUAUGGCGGCAAGUUCAAGGAAAAGGAUUGGUGACAAAAUAUAGAGAAGAUGAGUACUUUCGUUUAAAUGUAAAAAAAUUGAUUGCUCUUGCCUUGGUUCCAGUAGAUGAAAUUACAACCGGCUUUGACUUAAUUGCCAAUCAAUUCGACGAUGACGCCGAUGAUUUACUUGAUUAUUUUGAAAAAAUAUGGAUUGGUGAACCAAAAAGAAGAGGAACUGGUCGAAAGAAGCCUCAAUUUGAUCACAAAUUAUGGAAUAUGCAUGAUCGUGUCGUCGCUGCUGUACCUCGUUCGAACAAUUCGGUGGAAGGCUGGCACAAUGCAUUUGCGAACCGCGUCGCAAUCAAUCAUCCAAAUAUCGUGAAAUUGGCAGAGAAAAUUCGUCGUGAACAAUCGAAAUUCGAAGUGGACAUGGCGAAGAUUCUCCAAGGUCAUGAUAUUAAGAUGAAGAAGGCCUGCUAUCGACGAUUGGACGAACGAAUUACUGGGCUGGUCAAUGCAUUUGACUCAUCUCAACUGGAUCAAUUCUUAACAAAUAUGGCAGCCAACAUUAAUCUUUAG
Rotaria sordida is the source of this 1182-nucleotide messenger RNA. NCBI's taxonomy places the organism in Eukaryota, Metazoa, Rotifera, Eurotatoria, Philodinida, Philodinidae. The record is from the annotation of a GenBank genome assembly.